AUGUCCCAAAAUUUCAAAAAAAAUUUUUUAAGUUCUCGAGUCCUUAACGCGUCCCAAUUUUUUCUUCUUCACUCAUUUAAUGCUCCUCAACUACCACUAUACACACUUUUUUCUCUCUUGGGAAAGCCGCCUAACUGUCCUCGCCAUUAUUUUAUAUACCAAACAAUAUAUUUAACUAGCCUUCCCCUCACUGACAAAAGCGCAUUUUUAAGCAGCGCAAUCUUCCUAUCCUUUAUAGUUUUUAUGGUUUUUUGAAGGGGAGGGGG
Messenger RNA from Meloidogyne enterolobii, 266 nucleotides. The record is from the annotation of a GenBank genome assembly. NCBI's taxonomy places the organism in Eukaryota, Metazoa, Nematoda, Chromadorea, Rhabditida, Meloidogynidae.